Molecule: messenger RNA, 279 nt
Organism: Staurois parvus
Lineage: Eukaryota; Metazoa; Chordata; Amphibia; Anura; Ranidae
Source: the annotation of a GenBank genome assembly
CCCCGGACUCUGCAUUCACUAUAUCUGGUCUCCCAGGACCCUGCAUUCACUAUAUCUGGUCUCCCAUUACCCUGCAUUCACUAUAUCUGGUCUCCCACAGACCCUGCAUUCACUAUAUCUGGUCUCCUGCAUUACACACAUGGAAAAUGCAAUUAUUUUAGUAAAUAUAAAUGGUUAAAUACCUUUUCUCUUCAGCAGUAUAUAGCAGUCUUGUGACUUCUAUAAGUGUCCAGCUGAGCACUGGUUAAAGCUUGUAGGAGGAGUUUUCAUUCUGCUCUA